Molecule: messenger RNA, 926 nt
Organism: Klebsormidium nitens
Lineage: Eukaryota; Viridiplantae; Streptophyta; Klebsormidiophyceae; Klebsormidiales; Klebsormidiaceae
Source: the annotation of a GenBank genome assembly
CUGAGACUCUGGCCCAGGGUCAGACCGUAGACGGCAUUGUGCUGUUGUCAUUGAUCAGUGACAUUGAAGCCCACCUGGGCGGCGCUCUGCGUGCCAUUCUUCAUCAACUUCUCCUUUCUGUUUUGCCGGCUGUCAAUUGUACAUCUAGGACGGCAAGAACAAUCCGUGAUGGCUUUGCAAUGGGUGCUCAUGGGUUCGGUUGCGAUACUUGAAGCCGUCAUCCUCGUCUUCCUGUCUUUGCCUCUGCCACAUGCUUUGCGGAAACGGACAGUCUGGGUAGUGGAGAACUCGCUGCAGCCUAUGCUUGCAAUAGUACCUUUUGCCAUCUUCCAGCUCACAGAGGUGUACUUGAAAUGGGAGGCAAGGAUGCGGUGUGCAGGAGAAGUCUGCACGGUGGCAGAUAAAGACCGGUUUGACAAGGCGAUGAUGAAGACGCAACGAAACGGUGUUCUGGCGUUUUCGGCACUCCUGCUCUAUUGGAUCCUGUUUCGGUUCUGCAAAACAUUGAAGAAGCUCUCGCUUAUGGAAGACAAGCUGAGAGUCCAGAAGGACGAAUGACUGAGGUAUACACGAGAGUAGCUUUUAGUGCUUUGCUUGUUGUAUCAUAUGGAUAGGGGCUGCAUAUUAACAUGUCGCUUGUGUAGAUUGUCAUACAAAGUCAAUGACGUCGCUGCACAAUUAGAAAAUCCAGCCGAGACACAUACCCUGACCAUCGUUCAUAGAUUUAGCAAAUGCAAAGUUGCAACUUUCAAUUCCGAAUGUAAUAUCGAGACAAAGUAUUGCAUGGCAAAUGAAGAUGUUGAAGCUGUAAAGUGGCACUGAUGUCUGAACGAUCUUUUGCUACAGACUUAUAACUAUAUAAUCCUUACACAUACUGGAGGAUAACCGGAACUGGAUGAUGUUAUGAGCGGAUACGUGUGCACUAG